ACUAUAACAGACAACAGCCCUAUGAAAAGAUCAGUCUCGUCACUUGGUCAUGGGCGUUUGGGACGGGGGCCACGGGCUGAUGAUUAUGCCAUGGAGAGAGUGAUGCCAGAGGAAGGACCAAGGCAUGGACACGGCGCAGAGAUCGCAGUCAUCGAGCUUCUGAGAGAUCACUCAGCCGCUACACUGAUGCUGACACAGGCUUCACCACCACACAGUCGGGCGACAUGCCACCCAAAGAUAAAGAGCGUGAACGUGGCCGUGCUAAAGAGCGGUGUCACCACCACCACCACCACCACCAUCACCAUCACAGCUCAGUGGAGAAGGAGCGCUACACACCUGAGAGAGAGAGGAGACUACGGGCAACGGCAGCGUCGCUGGUCCCGGUCACCCAGUGAGGGCCGAGAGUGCCUCACUCACCGACAGGGCAGUAGUUCGGUGAGCGGCAGUCCCGUGCCCUCAACAUCUGGGACGAGCACACGGCAACUGCCCCAGACACCUGCCACCCCGCGCCCACACAUUACCUACUCACCUGUGAUUCGUAAACCAGUUGGUACACCACCUUCAGGUCCACAGAGCCGCUUACCCACUCCAACCCAGAGGCGCUUUUCUCCACCUGUGCCUGAACCAUCUGUACCCCCUCAUCAUGGCUCUGGCCGCCGUGCCCGCUGGUGCCCAGGUUCGUCUGAAAGUGCGCCAGGUGACAACCUUUAUGAUUAUGAACGGUGCGAGCCACCUGCUUAUGAGCCAAACCCAGGACAGGGAAACCCACACCCACAUAACCCAGCACCACAUCCUCGAUCACCUAGGACUGCUCACCCCGCUGGUGCUCGUCGCAUGCCUAACGGGUACCGUUCCUCCUCACCCUCACCACAAAGACCUCCUCACAGUGCACCUCACAAGCCUCCACAUCCCAGAGGGCCCAGGAAAGGACUGCAUGAGAUGGAAAGAGAGGGAGGCAGGAGAAAGGCAGAGAGGGAGGCAGGAGAAAGGCAGAGAGGAGGCAGGACAGAGAGAGGCAGGAGAGAGGAGGAGAUGGAGGCUGGAGAGAGCAUGAGGGAGGCAGGAGAGAGGAAGAGAUGGAGGCUGGAGAGAGCAUGA
Messenger RNA from Silurus meridionalis, 1098 nucleotides. RefSeq names its product voltage-dependent P/Q-type calcium channel subunit alpha-1A-like. The record is from RefSeq and is a predicted model, not a curated record. The transcript has 4 exons. Lineage: Eukaryota; Metazoa; Chordata; Actinopteri; Siluriformes; Siluridae. The annotation marks the transcript as partial.